Dentiscutata erythropus is the source of this 614-nucleotide messenger RNA. The record is from the annotation of a GenBank genome assembly. NCBI's taxonomy places the organism in Eukaryota, Fungi, Glomeromycota, Glomeromycetes, Diversisporales, Gigasporaceae.
UUCUUAAUAUAUCACAUGGUCGUAUUCAAAAACAUGAAAAUAUACCAGUUAAUAGUCAGCGAAAUUCUGAUUCACAGUUUAAAAAACGUCAAGCUAUCGAACCAUCAGUUGCUAUUACGAAUAUAUUAGAACAGUAUUGGGAUAUUCCAAAGGAAAUUACCUUACUUUCAGCAUUGUUGGACCCCCAAUACAAAAAGCUUAAGAUUGUUACAGAAACUCAAUAUGAUACUUUAUAUAACAAUUUACCUAAGUUAUCACUUACAAAUGAACCAUCAAAUAUUAAUCAAGUUAACUAUUCUUUACUCAGACUAUCUGAUGAAGAAGAAAGUAAUAUGUCAAAUAAAGUUAUUUGUUAUUUAGCUUUACCAAAAGAAGCUCAGGAAUGUAAUAUAUUAGAAUGGUGGAAGGAACAAGUUAAUAUCUUACCAGUUUUGUCUAGAUUAGCAAUGAAAUACUUAUCAAUUCCUGCCACAUCGGUACCAAAUAAAAGGUUAUUUUCUGAUGCUAGUCUUCAUUUAUCUGCUUGUCAUUCUUGUUUAAAGCCAGAGUUGUUGGCAUCUAUAUUGUUUUUGAAAAGAAACAUGAAAUUAUUUGUUAGAUUAGAAGAUAAAUGA